Messenger RNA from Malaya genurostris, 1097 nucleotides. It is a transcript of the gene Zfrp8, whose product is annotated as programmed cell death protein 2. The coding region runs from base 37 to 1080 and encodes 347 amino acids. NCBI's taxonomy places the organism in Eukaryota, Metazoa, Arthropoda, Insecta, Diptera, Culicidae. The transcript has 6 exons. The record is from RefSeq and is a predicted model, not a curated record. Gene Ontology annotation, cellular component: nucleus; cytoplasm.
UUGGCUUAAUUUCAAGAUUUUUGGCAAGGAAUAGCCAUGUGCAGCUCUGUUGAUUUAGGAUUUUUAGAAACUUGUGAAGAAUGGUUAUUGACAAACAAGUUUUUUCGAAGUAAAGUAGGAGGUAAACCGGCCUGGCUUGAUUUGAAAAACAUACCCCAACCGAAGGAUUUACUUUGUGAUGAGUGCAAUGAGCCGACCAUCUUCAUGUGUCAGAUAUAUGCUCCACUGGAAGAGAAGGAAAAUUGUUUCCAUAGAAUGUUAUUUGUAUUCGUUUGUUUAAAAUCGACUUGUUACCAACCAAACCAGUGUAAAAACAUCAAAAUAUUUCGGUCUCAACUGCCCCGGAAGAAUGAUUACUAUGAAUACAAUCCUCCAAGUGAGAAUGCUCCUUCGGAUCCACUCCCGUCACCUGUUCCGCUCUGCGUUGUGUGUGGGUGUAGGGGACCACAGCUUUGCUCGAAGUGCAAAACUACCAACUAUUGCGGGGUAGUUCAUCAGCGUAUCGAUUGGAAGCAGGGUCAUAAGACAGCAUGUGGUCAGGAAACGACCAGCUCUGUUUCUAGUAUAUUGUUUCCACAGUACGAGAUUGUCACGGAACCGGAAGACAUGGAACCAGUGAAGAAAUUGUCCGAUCAAGAAAGUGAGCAGAUUCAGAUGGAGCAGUAUCGUAAGUUGGUGGAAGAUGGUAAAGCCGGUGACAUGGAAAAUCUUUCCGAAAGUGAACUUGAAAGCUAUGUUGACCAAACAGAAGACAAAUAUUUUUCCAAAUUCAAAAAAAGAAUUGCAACUGAUCCUGACCAGAUUUUAAGAUAUGAACGAGGAGGAAAACCACUCUGGCUCUCGUCGGUUGUACCAGAAACUGUCACUCCGUGCGAUUACUGUGGUUCCGCAAGAAUAUUUGAGUGUCAGGUAAUGCCCCAAUUGUUGAACAGUCUUAAAAAUGAAAACAUUGAUUGGGGCAGUUUGGUUAUUUACACAUGUGAAAAUAGCUGUGAUCCACCCAACAACGGAUAUGCAAGGGAAUACGUGUUCAAACAGGAUGUUCUCAAUAAUGAUCUCCGUAACUCUAAGAAUAAAUAAACGGUUUUUCAUAGAAA